AGCUUCCGGUUUGACUUUCUGCAGCUGCUUCUCAUGUGAUGACAUCUUCGCGAAAUUGGGGCCCUACUACGAUGGCUUUAGGAUGCACAAGAUGCGCGAAAGAUGUUCCGAACUCUUGACACGACUUGUGUUCACCCGGCCGGUGCUUUUUCACAGGACCCCUGCAGGCCUCAAGUUUUCGUUCGGCGUAUCAUGAAGGGAUCGCCGUCUCUGCACGGCAGUCUGUGGGACGUGACGCGAACACCGAGUGUGUUUCGGUGACAGGACGACGAGUCCGCUAGUUUCUUCCGUCAAAGACACGUCGUAACCCACGACGGCCGCCGUCAUGUAUUUUCCCAUACGGUGGCCGCAAGUGCUCAACAUCGACAGGGAGGCAAGCUCUACGUUGACGUGGAUAGCGUCGGACUACAACAGGACGCUGUUCGCCGUUCUCACCGAGAACAGCAUCGGCAUUUGGCUCGAGAAGCUCUGUGUUCAAAUUGCAUCUCAUGUUCGUACGAGCGAGUCACUCAGCAAGCAUGGCAGCAACUCUCGGCUGGUCUGGAAGCGAGACUCCUCAAUGCUGGCUGUCCUUACAUUCAAGGGACACAUACUCAUGUACAAAGUCGUGACUGAGGAAUCUCAACCACCACUCCUCGAACAAAUCGACAGCAACCAAGCCAACCUCAAGAGGGAGAGUGCAGAGCUCUUCGUCAAAGACCGUGUGCUGCCCGUUAAGUUGAUACCUACAUCUCAUCUUUCAACAUCGGCUGAUGUGGCCGGUGUGCUCAACUUUGGGGCCGAAGAGCUCUUGCUGUGCUGUGGCAGUGGGCUGAUGCUGCGCGUUGGCUGGGAUGCCGCCUUGCAUCAGGAGCUGACGCUCGACCUCCGUGACGUGCCAUUCCAUAGCGGAGCACCCUCUGCACCUAGACCAAGCCCGCACCGGGGCUCAUUGGAAGUGCGAGACGUGCAGUACCUGCCACUGCUCGGUGGACUGGCCAUCGUUUUUCGUAAUGGCCGUGCCGCUGUCGUCCUCAGUUCCAGUCCCGAGUUUGAGUCCAAGGAUGCGCAUGCUGUUUGGAUACCUGAUGUCACUGAAGCCACUGUGACAGCUGUGAAUCACCGCUACAGGCUAGUUGCCAUAGGACUGGCCAAUGGUCAAGGUGCUGUCUUUUACCUCGACGAAGCCAGUGGCCAGUUUGUGGCCUCGCACAAGCUUUGCUUGUCUCCUAAGGACUUCCCCGAGUCUGGGGCCGGUGCUGUGUCGCAGCUGCAAUGGACCCCAGAUGGCUGCGCCUUGGUCUUGGCUUGGGCCCGUGGUGGCUUCUCCCUGUGGAGUGUCUUUGGCUCUCUCCUGGCGUGCUCUCUCAACUGGGAUGGUGGGCCACCUGCCUGCAUUCAUGCUCUGGAAUGGGGCGUCGAAGGAUACCAGCUGUGGAUGGUGGCUUCCCCGAGUGACCACCCUGAGCAGCGUGAUGUCAUGCUGAUGAACUUUGUCAAGAGUGCCUCCACUGUCAACCCUGGAACUUGUGGUGGUGCUCGGCAAGUUUUGCUGCAAGGCUCCGACCGGGUGUUGGUCAGUUCGGAGUCCGACUUGGCCGAUCGAGACACGCCGUGGCCUCAGGACGGGUGCCGAGGAAACAAGCACUGGACUGUGGAGCUGGUUCCACACACGUACCUGGCAGCCAACUGGCCGAUUCGAUACUCUGCAAUAGACGCUGGCUGCCACCACGUCGCAGUGGCCGGCCGGGGAGGUUUUGCCCACUGCUCAUUAGCACACAACAAGUGGAAAUUCUUUGGCAACGAAACACAGGAGCAAGACUUUGUGGUUACCGGUGGCAUCCUCUGGUGGGAGUCGCUUGUCGUGCUCGGCUGUAUCAACCUGCGCGAUGGCUCUGACGAGGUGCGUCUGUACCCGCGUUCCUCAAAGCUUGACGACAUCUUCGUGCGGGUGCUGCGUGUCGACGCCCAGGUUCUGCAGCUCGCACUCUCGGAAGACCGGCUGCUCGUGUUCGCCUCCAACAGUCGCCUGGCACUCCACCGUAUCAGUCCACAGUGUGAAUGCCUGGAGCGCCUGCAGGAACUGGACUUGUCUGCUCUGGUGCCGCACCCACUGUGUGUGGUGUCGGCCACCUUGGUGCAGCUGGGCGGGGCACGUGGAGGCCCCUCCUCCAAACUAGCCGUACUGCUCAAUGUAGCCGGACGGCUGGUGCUGCUACAGCAAGACCCUGCCUCGGCGCCACCCCCGUUAGCCCCGCCCCGAGGGGCACCACCCCCGCUACUGCGCCAAUGGAGUGCCCCCACCGUGCUUGCCUUCUGCGUUGAGAGGGUCUGGGUGGCCGAGAGCUGCCCUGAGUCUCGAAUGCCGCACCUGACUCAGGCGCUGUGGAUUGCAUGUGGUGUCCAUGGUAUGCAGGUGUGGCUGCCACUGUUCCUGCCGGGCGACACUGCGGGUGCCAAGCAUGCCUUCAUGGCAAAGCGUAUCAUGCUGCCAAUUGCUGUCCAUAUCUACCCCCUCGCCGUGCUUUUUGAAGAAGCUGUGGUUCUCGGUGCAGAAAGCGACACAGCACUCUGCGGCAGUGACCCUUUUCCUCUUUGUGUUGUCUCCAAGUCAAGUCAAGUCUACUUGCAUCUAAUUCUUCGCCAGCUGCUUUGCCGCAACCUGGGCUACCACGCGUGGGAGAUAGCGCGCAGCUGCGCUGAACUGCCGUACUUCCACCACUCGUUGGAGUUGCUGCUGCAUGAGGUGCUUGAAGAAGAGGCCAUGUCAUCGGAGCCCAUUCCAGAUGCGCUGCUUCCACGAGUGAUUGACUUCAUCCGCGAGUUCCCGGUGUUUCUCCAGACAGUGGUGCAGUGUGCCCGCAAAACUGAGCUGGCACUGUGGCCUCAUCUGUUUGCGUCCGUGGGGAACCCCAAGGACCUCUUCCAGGAGUGCCUUCUGCAAGGACAGUUAGACACGGCCGCUUCCUAUUUGCUGGUUCUGCAGAACUUGGAAGUGCCUCUUGUCAGCCGUCAGCAUGCGACCCUGCUGUUGGGAGCAGCUCUCGAUGGUGCCCAUUGGGUCCUGGCGCGCGACUUGGUGCGCUUCUUGCGUGCCAUCAACCCCGAAGCAGACUGUUCGCCUCCGCGAACCUCAACUGGUCCUUCAACGGAUGAGGACACGGUGAACCAGGUGUUUAUGGAAGUCAUUCUGACACGGCAUGCCCGCAAGCUGCUGGGAGCGGGACAGUUGCGCAAGCUUGGCUCGUUUGCGGCACACCUCGACUUCCCUCUCCAGAACUUCCUUGAAAAAGAACGGCUGCGGGCGGCCAAGGUCGAAGACUUCGUCACGGCACUCAAAGCAGUGCACACAGAUUUCGAGUGGCCGAUGCCGGCCAGUCCUGUCACACCGGGGACCAGCCAAGUUGGUGGUGCGGGAGACGAGGAAGCCACGCACCCCACCUCCAUUGGAGGUCAACCACUUCGCAACGGAGGUAUGGAAGGCGCAGUGGUGACGCGUGGCUCGCCGGCCGACUCGGAGAGCACCUCGGAGGAAAGCUGGUGGCUCGAGGAAGACGAGGCAGGACUGCACGCGGCCAGCGUUGCCGAGCCUCGAGGCUCGCCACAAGUGGAGGCCCAGGCCAGGUACCUGCUUCACAUACUGGGACAGGCUCGAUGCUGCGACUGGGCUCUGCCCCUGGCUCUGAUGCUCGGCGACACCCUGGUCGCACCACUGGUGGCUACUCCGGAGGCACUGGACAAGCUGAUGCAGUGGGCGUUGGCCGAAUGUCCGGGUUAUGUGGGACUGCUGCGGCAAGUUCAAGGACGUGGGUCGGACACACCUUCCUCCAACGGUGCGGUUCAACGAAGCAGCCCCAUGGAGGCCCGCAGGAUGACCGCUGCCACCACCGUCGUUACCGAAGGACCAGAAGAAGGGUGCCGUGUGUCGUAGCGUCCCUGACAAAAGCCAUGUAGGUACAGUGCCAAGACAAACCAAAGGUGCUGUUCAUGCCAGUGGGAGAUGGCCAUGCUUCAAUUUGGGUGCCGGGCAGGCGGCGUGUGACUACGUACUCUUCCGCAGCUAGUGCAUGAAGGUGUCGGAUAACUUUAGUCGGGUGUGGAGGCUGACAGAAUCUGACUAGGCAGGCUUGAGCCUUCCAUUAAGAGACUGGUAGUACAGUUGAACCUCUUUAUAAGAGGCACUGAUAUAAGAGACAAAUGGGUAUAAGAGGCACCAGUGUUCCUACAGUAAAAUACAUAAUGAUAGGGAAAUGCAUACGAGGUCCCCUGCUUAUAAGAGACACCUCAUAAAAUACAAGAAUUGCUGCCCGGAGCAUGCCUCUUAUAAAAGGUUUUAACUAUAUAACCAUUGCAGUACGUAGCCUUUCCUGCAGACAUGCAGAGAAAAAAAAAAGAGAAAAGAGAAGGCACUUGUGGAUUGGCACGGCUCUAUGGUUAGCCAAGUACCUGGUACAAAACAAGCACUACAUCAUCGUUUAGGCAUGCUGAAAAGGUGCAAUGCAUGAGACUUGUUUUUCUAGCCACACCUCGCAUUUCACGGGACGCCUUUAUGCAGAGUAGCCGAAUUUCAGUCAUGUCGUCAUCCAUCAGAGCCCGUGUCUCGCACACUGUGGUGAAACCAAGUACUACUGCGUGGGCAUGACAAACUUGCAAGCAUAUCUCCGGGAAAUGUUAAACGCGGGCUUAUUUUCUCUCGCUGUCGACCAACUUGGUAGACAACCUGCUUUCAACGAGUCGGGCGCAUGGUCUUGUCACUCGUUAUAGACCUUCUCAGCAGCAUAGGCUGGCCCAGAUCAUAUGAGCUGCCACUGUCUUGCGGGCUUUGUUAUUGGUUCCACCUAAUCGUACGCAACAAAACUGCAGUGCAGCAUUCUCCAGCCAAGUCUCGCUCGGACCACAGAGUAUCGUACGGCUGUGAAAAAAAUAUCCUACGAGGCACCACCAGUGGGCUCGUAUUUCAAAUCUCCUCCUUGUUGUGCAUAGACCUGCACAUUACCUUCAGCGCUGUGACCGUUCUCCCGAAGACAGAAGCCCAAGCUAGCUAGGUGAACUGAUUUUAGUAUUUGCUGAUUGCUUUAUCUGCCUUAGUUCACAUUCCUUUCGAGGCAUCAAGUAAACUGCGACGAAGUCGGCGUUUUUUUGUUUGUUUUUAACUGUGUCGUUUGGCCCUUUUUUAUGAAAGCAACUGUGUGUGACUCUGAGACUGCUCAUUCGACGACGUGCCGUACUGCGAUGCCUGGCCUCGAGGAACUACGUACUACCGUACCUUCCAUUUCGUAAGCAACCAUGAAAAUCCAUCUAACUCGAGAGUCGUGUAAACAAGGGAAAUGUGUGCAAAGAAGAAAAAUGAACAAGUCCUGAUAUUGUGGGUAAUUUGUAGCAUAUAGGUGUGGUGAAUGUUUCGAACUCAUGUACAGUAUACAUAAACAAAUUUGUUUUUUAGU
Messenger RNA from Rhipicephalus microplus (southern cattle tick), 5423 nucleotides. It is a transcript of the gene Rich, whose product is annotated as Guanine nucleotide exchange factor subunit Rich. Lineage: Eukaryota; Metazoa; Arthropoda; Arachnida; Ixodida; Ixodidae. Gene Ontology annotation, cellular component: Ric1-Rgp1 guanyl-nucleotide exchange factor complex; Golgi membrane; cytosol. The record is from RefSeq and is a predicted model, not a curated record. Gene Ontology annotation, biological process: retrograde transport, endosome to Golgi; intracellular protein transport.